AUAACGAGUAUGUCUGGACGAGGUAAAGGAGGAAAAGGACUCGGUAAAGGAGGCGCCAAGCGGCACCGUAAAGUUCUCCGUGAUAACAUCCAGGGAAUCACUAAACCUGCUAUCCGCCGUCUGGCUCGCCGCGGUGGAGUCAAGCGUAUCUCAGGUCUGAUAUACGAGGAGACCCGGGGUGUGUUAAAGGUCUUCCUGGAGAACGUCAUCCGUGAUGCCGUCACCUACACCGAGCACGCCAAGAGGAAGACGGUGACCGCCAUGGAUGUGGUGUACGCUCUGAAGAGACAGGGCCGCACUCUGUACGGCUUCGGAGGUUAAAGUCAGCGUUCAUGCAGCAAAACAA
This is a messenger RNA of Acanthochromis polyacanthus (spiny chromis), 346 nucleotides long. RefSeq names its product histone H4. The record is from RefSeq and is a predicted model, not a curated record. NCBI's taxonomy places the organism in Eukaryota, Metazoa, Chordata, Actinopteri, Pomacentridae. Gene Ontology annotation, molecular function: structural constituent of chromatin; DNA binding; protein heterodimerization activity. The transcript has a single exon. Bases 10 to 321 code for a protein of 103 amino acids. Gene Ontology annotation, biological process: nucleosome assembly. Gene Ontology annotation, cellular component: nucleosome.